AUGCCUCUGACCUCCACCUGGACUUUCGUGGCAAAUGCGUACGCGCUUGACUCGCCAGAGGUUGUCGCCUUUCAGCAGGGCUGCCAGCAGCACUGCCUGACCAUGCCAUCGUGUUCUGGCUUCGCCAUGUACGUGUACACGGACUCACAGUCUGGCUGUGAGUACUACGGCGUCGACAUUGGCAUGGGCUUUGUUCAAAACGUGUCUUAUGGAGGCCUCUCCACACUGUGCCAGAAGACAUCGAUCCUGGGAGCCUACGGCACGCUGCAGCUCCCAGCAUCGGCGGCGCCUUCUGGCAUGACGCACCUCGUGGUCGUCAGCGCCUACGAGAAUGUGACCAUGUCCUCCGGUGCCGGGGUGGUGCUCACGGACUACAGCACGGUGGACACCGUCGCCACGAACCUCUCCUUCGAAGACAUGAACCCCCUGGCAGGCUUCGUGGAGGGCACUGUCAUGGUCGGCGCGGCCGCCGACGAGUCGCAGAUCUCCGGCUACGCCAUCUAUUGGGGGCAGAGCUCCUCCAUGAAGCUGGAAGGAGGGGAGCCAGGGCUGCAGGCCCAGUUCUACGCCAUGCCCAGCUGCCCCUGCAUGACCUGCAACGUGGACUUUGCCUCCUUGGGCGCCCCCAUCCUGGUGCAAGACGAGGCCGCGAACAUGUACUCCUUCUCGCGCCCGGGCGGCGCCCUGUCAGCAUGGCCUGGUCUGAACAGAAGCGAGUUUUUUGCUGCGAGGUGGCAGGGUCGAGUGACUCUUGCUGGUGGUCACUACACCAUGACGCUGGUGUCGGAUGAUGGUGCACGCAUACUGAUCAACGGAGCGCAGGCGCUGUCUACGACCGGCACCACUGGUGCGACCACUGCGAGUGGUGAUAUGUACAUGCCUGCUGGCACACAUGACGUGGAGCUCGAGUACUACCAGUGCCGUGGUUCAUCUGGUGUGACUGUGGCGGUGAGUGGGCCUGACACAGGUUACAUGGACGUGAGCCUCUGGACAGUCGCCCGGCACGGGCCGCUGCAGCGGCCGCCCUUGCUCACUCUUAGCAAGACCGGAUCAGACCUGACAGGAACGAUUCCCUCAGACACCAUGGUUCCGAUUGGUGCUACACACCUGCUCGCCUUUGCCCAGUCUCUGACUGGCUACGACUCCACGUCUUGGAUCGCCGUGGCACUCCAGGACUUGAUCCGUCCGAACGGCACGGCCCAAGCGCUGAACUUCACGGAUAUGAAUCCAGCGCCCAACUUCAUAGAAGGAGUCCUGCUGAUCAAGCGUGCAGUGGCCGAGCAAGAGGUGAACUUCUACAAUGUCUACUGGGGUUCAAGCGCGACGGAAAUCGUGAACGUGACCUCGCGCAGUGUGGGCAGCCUGAGCGACACGCGUCCCACGUGCAGUGGGGCCAGCUGUGGCGAGAUUGUCAUUGCUGCCGAUGGGAGCAGUUCUCAGUGGAGUGUGACCCGUACUGCCUACAGCAACUACGAAAGCGCAUCCAUCACCCUCGUGGGACCGGCAGAGGUUCGCUUCACCUACCUGCACACGGAGCGCUGCUGCGACAAGAUCCAAUUGCUGGACACCUUCUACUCUGGGUUCACCACGCCCUCCGACACCAUCGUCCUUCCGGAGGGCGUGCAUGUAGCGACUUGGAACUCCGACUUCAGCGUCACGAACAAUGGGUGGAGCUUCAUCUACACCUACCAGGGGCUCUCGGACGGCCGCCCGGGUCUCAUCGCCAGCCUCCCCAAGCCGGAGGGCCAGCAAGACCUGGCGCUGCCGAUCACUCCCCAAGCUCUCCUUGGGACGCACUUCAUCGUGAAGACAGCCUACAACCUGACGGAGAGCAGCGGCUCUGUGGCACUGGAGAUCCAGGACUUGGCCCCAAACGUCAUCCCCAUCCACAGCGCCAGCUUCACAGACGAGGAUCUCGGCAGCGGGGUCAUCGGAGGGAACAUCUCGAUUUCAGCUGCCGCCAGCGUGACGGGCUUCCGGGUCUACUGGGGCCGCAACAGCACACACCCCAUUGCUGGCGGGAUUCCGGGGCUGUUGGCUGAGUACUUCUACUUGUCGCCAACCUCAUACUACGAUGCCAUUCCGUACCUGGACUCCAUGCAGCCGGACCUCGUCCAAGUGGAGAGCAUGCUGUAUCACCCAGAAACCAAUGAAGCCUUCCCGGGCGUUGGGGUUUCAGAUGCCUUCGCCGCGCGAUGGACCGGGUACAUCAUGAUCAGCUCCGGUGGCAGCUACCUCUUUACCUUGAACUCAGAUGAUGGCAGCAAGCUCUACGUGAACGGCGUGCUUGUUGUGGACAACGACGGCGUCCAUGGCAUGCAAGCGAUAAGUGGAGACGCCUACCUCUACCCAGGCAUGCACGCCGUGAAGGUCGACUACUUCGACCAGGAGUCGUAUGCCGGCAUCAUGCUGUCGUACAGCGGCCCCGACACGGGCGGCGCGACCGUCGCCGUGCCGGGAAGUGUGCUACGCCACGGAUCCCUGGACAACGCCCUGGUUGGAGAGUGCGUGGCGCAGGCCGGAGCCUGCACGGUGCAAGUCGUGAACGCGACGAUCCCUACAGAGGCCAGCCACCUGCUUGUGCGAGCAUAUGACAGUGAAGGUGAGAGCACUACUGGCGCGUCCCUUGCAGUGGAGGACGCAGCGUUGCCCUCCCAGCCUGCCACAGGCAUCUACUUCCAAGAUGUGGACCCCGUGGCCGGUCAGGUGAGUGGCACCAUCACGCUGGAGCCUGCAGAAGACCCGAGCCAGAUCUCCCACUAUGUCAUCUACUGGGGCAGCUCCGCAACAGUCAAGCUUGAUGGCGUCCCCAUUGCACAGAUUGCUGCCAACACCAGCGGCACUUCCAGAGGGUCUUGUGGUGUCAAGGGCCCGGAUGACACACCCUUGCGCUUCACCCGAGAGGGCAUCAAUGGGCCCAAAAUCGUCAACGGCCAAGAUGCCAGUCGCUGUGAGUGGAGGUGGCAGGUGAGCCUGCGCUCACAAGGCUGGCACUUCUGCGGCGGCACGUUGAUCUCGCCAAAGUGGGUGAUGACGGCAGCGCACUGUGUCGAGGGAGGUGGCGGCUUUCAAGUCGUGACGGGAGACUUCGACAAGGAUUCGGACUUAGAUGCCAACGAGGAGACGCACCAGGUCCUGCGAGUCAUAUCGCACGAGCUCUACAACUCCAACACCAUGACCCACGACUUCGCACUCAUCGAGCUCGAGGCUGAAGUGGAUACGACGGCCUGCGCGGCGUCCGCCUGCUUGCCUGAUGCGGAAGUGCCAGCAGGCCAAGAGUGCUUCAUCACGGGCUGGGGAACCCUGGCCAGCGGUGGCUCAUCGCCUUCCAUCCUCCAGGAAGGUAUGGUGCUGGCUCUGACCAACUCGGAGUGCAAUGCCCGCUACGCUGGGCAAAUCCUCGACGACAUGCUCUGCGCUCAGGGCACAGCCUCCGGAGGAAUCGUCGACGCGUGCCAGGGAGACAGCGGCGGGCCCCUUGUCUGCCCCACCGGGGACGGCAGGUACGUGCUUCACGGCGCAACCUCUUGGGGCUAUGGCUGCGCAGACGCCGACUAUCCUGGCGUCUGGUCGCGUAUCACCUGGAUUCUGGGCUGGAUCGAGACCCACACAGGCUUGACUCCCCAGACCGGAGGUGGGGGCAAUGUGACCUACAACCUCACGGCCCAGGCCAUCCCAGCCGGUGCGACGCAUCUGCUUGUCUUCUCCUCCAAGCACGGGGCGGAGAUGAGCACCGGGAUCAGCGUUCCCGUGGUAGACUUUGCUCCUACUUCUUUGGCGCCCGCGUCCAUUUCCUUCACUGACACGGACCCUUCUCCGGGGGAGCUGGGGGGCACGAUCGUGAUUGGACGAGCGGCAGACGAGACCAAUGUCACCCACUACGCUGUCUACUGGGGUUCCUCCGACCAGACUGUCCUUGAGAUCUUUGCGCAGGUGCCAAAAGGCUCUGGAAGCCUUGAAAUCCCAGUGCCGGCAAACACGCCACAGCCCUCGGGUGCUUCGCACUUCCUGGCAUUCGUGGUGGGCCCUAGCGGCCAAGGCAGCAACAGCGCGGCGGUGGCCAUUGUGGAUGUGGACCAUUCCCGCGCGCCUGGGGGUCUCGCCUUCCAGGACGCAGAUCCUGGACAGGGGACCGUGGGUGGAACCGUCACCAUCCAGAGGGCGGCCAGCCAGACAGGAGUCACCGCCUACAACCUCUAUUGGAGCACGGGCUCUUGCACCACUCUGGGGGGCCAGAUUGCCAGCGUGACCGUCGCGCGCACCAGCAUCGCCCCGUACUGCUUCACGGGAAAUGCCUGCAGUGACAUCAACGUGCUUCAGGAGGAUGUCGGAGUCUACGUGGUGUCGCGUGGCAUGGACGGCUACCGCAACGAUGAGCGGGCGAGCCUGUACCUCGAAGGCCCGGGCGUCAUCCGCUUCUCCCGGUUUGGAACCGAAGGCGGCUACGACACCCUGACCAUCGACGGAAUGGCGCUUUCCGGCAGCAGCGUGCCAGCGGAUGUUCAGCUCGGCGCCGGCCAGAAGCAGGUCGAUUGGUUCUCGGACUUCAGCGUGACUGGGGCCGGCUGGGUCUUCACCUAUGAGUCCCGGGGUAACUUCGGGGACGCCACCUACGAGCUGCCUUACGGCACCUUCCUGCCCAGCUCGGCCACUGAGAUGAUGGUCUUCUCCGUGAGCGAGGGCUCCGAAUAUCGGGGGGCCUGUGCAGCGACCGCGGUGUCGGAUUUCGCCCCGCCCUCCCAGAUACCCCAGGCUCUGUGGUUCCAGGACUCUGACUCCGCCGCGGGGCUUGUGGGAGGUGACCUCAUCAUCCUCCAGUCCCGCAACCACAGCGGCCUUGAGGCCUACCACGUCUACUGGGGCGCCAACUCCACCCAUCGACUGCCAGGUGUCGCCAUGGUCGCAGCCGUACCGGCCACAACAGCGGGAACCAACGUCACGGUCACCAUUGCCAGCGGAACCUCCCUGCCGGUCAACGCCACCACCCUCCUCGUGUUUGCCUCCUCCAGCAGCGGAGAGUCGCGUACAGCUGCCAGCGUAGAAGUCGUGGACUACGAGCCGGCGGAAGAUGCCGCGACGUCCAUCGCGUUUGUGGAUGUCGACGAGGGCGAAGGGGUCGUGGCAGGCAUGGCUUACAUCGGCCGCGCCGCGGACGAGUCCUCUGUGGACUUCUACAACCUCUACUUCUCCUUGGGCACCCAGAAGCUUGACUUUAUCGGCUCGGUGCCUGCACCCACACUGGCAGCCCGGCCGUCCUGCAGCGGCACCAGCUGCACGCAGAUCGACAUCCGGUCGGUUGCCGGUGGCAUCGCCUACGAGGUCUCCCGAGGCACCAGCUACGACAACAAUGAGCAAGCCAGCAUCGCGGUGACAGGGCCAGGCAUGAUCAAGUUUACCUUCUUCACCACCGAGGCGGGCUACGACUUCUUGACUAUCCUUGGAACGGCCUACUCGGGCAACAGCAUGCCCGGCGACAUCGACAUCCCCGCAGGAACCCAUGAGAUCGUCUGGCGAUCGGACGGCUCAGUGACCACGGGCGGCUGGAUCUUCCGCCUGGAGUCUGGCGCCAGCGACUCCCUGAGUGUGGAGGUGCCCAGAGGCACCUCCAUCCCGGACACAGCCGACAGCUUGCUGGUCCUGACCGCUUCGGCGGGCGGCGAGAUGGCUACAGGAAUCACGGCGCCAUUGGUUGACUACCACCCCCCGUCCGCGAUCGCCGUGUCCGUUCAGUGUCAAGACACGAACCCCAGCAUCGGCGUCUUCAGCGGCUUCUGCGAUGUGCGAAGGGCUGCGGUAGAAGUCGGGGUGUUGGCCUAUGACAUCUACUGGGGCAGGAAUGCCAGCCACCCCAUACCCGGUUCGUCGGCCAUUGGGCAAGCAGUGCUGAACGCCUCCGCGGGUGCGCUUGUCACUGCCUCCAUUGCCAGUGUGCCCAUCCACUCCUCCGCCUCUCACCUCGUUGCAUUGGCUGUGGGCUCAGGAGGUGCGGCUGCAAUGGGUGUGGGGACCCCGGUGCUCGAUAAUUCGGGCUUGUCCCUGGAUCCCUCUAGCCUCAACUUGGUGGCUACGCCGGGCUCAACGGUAUCCAGCGUGGUCACGAUCACCAGCGAUGGCUCUGAGGACAUCACCUUGCAGGUGGGCCUGGUCUUCGAGGACGACUCGGCCCAAGGGGCCCUCCCUGCCAGCCUUACCAGCACCCCGAGCACGGGCUCAGGCAAUGCAGGAGCAGGCUACAUCCUUCCAUCCGUCUGCGAGACGGUGUCCGAUCUCCCGGUACCGGGAAAGAAGCGAUUGCUGUACAAGAUGAAGAAGGCCAAGCAACUGGAUGCAAGGGCAAGGCGAUUGCAUGCGAAGGGUGUGGAGACCAAACAUGGAGUGAAGAUCACUACAUUCGAUCGCCUAGGUGGCAUCGCAUUUGCGGAGAUGAAGAAUGCCUCCACAAAGCAAUACUGCCAGAUGUUCGUGGACCUCGAGAACGACCCGGUCGUGCAGUUUGUGGAAGAGGACCUCACCUGGUUUGCACUAGGCAAGCCCAAAAUGGAUGACAUGCUCUUCCCUCCUCCGAAGCCUCAGCCGGAAGCCGGGGGCAAGCUGAAGGGGCGGAUGCACCGCCGCACCGAUUCUUGCAGCACCUGCCGCGACGCUGCCCAAGGGCACCCCAACGACGUGAGCUUCGAGGAUCUCUGGGGCCUCCAUCAGGACAACGAUGUGGACAUCGAUGCCCCAGAGGCUUGGGCCAUCCAUCAAGGAACCAAUGGCCGCGUGAUCAUCGCCGUCCUCGACACAGGCGUGGACUACAACCACGAAGACCUCCGCAACCAGAUGUGGGUGAAUCCUGGUGAGAUCGCAGGUGAUGGCAUCGACAACGAUGGAAAUGGGUUCGUAGAUGACGUGUACGGCUACGACUUUUACGGUGACAGUGGAGACCCUAUGGACUCAAACGGCCAUGGAACACACUGCGCAGGCACUAUCGGAGCAGAGGCAGGGAAUUCCAUCGGAGUUGCCGGGGUCUCCUGGAAGCCCCAGAUCAUGGCGCUGAAGUUCCUGGGAGCAUCAGGUGGCAGCACUGGUGACGCCAUCCGCGCCUUAGACUAUGCCGUCAUGAUGGGCGCGCAGAUCAGUUCCAACUCCUGGGGCGGGGGAGGCUACUCGCAGGCCCUGGUAGAUGCCAUCGAUGAAGCCGCCACGUAUAACCACCUCUUCAUCGUCGCGGCGGGCAACGACGGGAGGGACAACGAGAUCACCGCAACAUAUCCCUGCAACUACAACCGGCCAAACAUGAUCUGCGUGGCGUCUACAGACAGCGCCAACGACAUCUCCUCCUUCUCGAACUGGGGCACGGAGGUGGUUCACAUCGCAGCUCCCGGGUCCCGAAUCUACAGCACCUACCCCAACAACCAGUACGAGUUCUUGUCAGGCACGUCCAUGGCCACGCCACACGUCUCGGGCGUGGCAGCCCUGGUCUUGGAUUACGUGGACACCCUCACCUACGCGGAGCUCCGGAAUCUGAUCCUGACGUCUGGCGUGAGCUACGCCAAAUUCGAGGCGAAGGUGUCGACGGGGAAGCUGCUCAACGCCCACGCCGCCUUGCAGAUGGCUGGGCAGUACGCCUGGGCGCGCGUGACGGGCCCUGCGGCUUCUGGAAGUAUCACCGUGCCUGCUGGGGGCUCCGCCAGCGUAGACCUGGAGUUGGGCAAUGCGAGGCUGGAGGAGGGGGAGUAUCGAGUGGCUUUGAGGAUCUGGAAGCAGGUGAAUGACAUUCUCUACUCACGCCUGGUACCGGUGAUUUUCACCCUGCACCGAUUCGGGUCUGCACCGACGGUUGGUGCCGGAGGCAUCGAGUUCGAAGACACGGAUGCCCGGCGGGAUGUCAUCGCAGGGGCCCUCACAAUUACAAGAGCAACCCCCGAGCAAGAGGACACCUUCUCGCAGUAUCACAUCUUCUGGGCAGACUCGACGCAGCUCCGGACAAGUGAGACGCCACUCGCGACUCUGGAUACCGGAAACGUGCUUCAGGACAACUUCGCAUUCUUCGACAACUCCUUCUGGUUCCCUCCAGACGCCGACAUCGCUGGGGAAAGCUGGUCAGUGUCAAGCGGCGCGGCCAUCUUCUCGGGCCAGUAUGACACCUCACACCUGACCAUGGCACGGCGCUUUGCGCCGCCCUUCACCAUGAAGGCGAAGGUGCGGAAGACGGCGGGGGCCUUGGCCCACAUGGUGAUCCAGGUCGGUGGCGACUCCGUGAGCUUGUUCGGCUCGGGCGGGCUGCGCGCCAUGAUGCUGGGCUCCCAGAAGAUCUUGGUGUCCCCUGAUGGCCAGCACUACUCGGUGCCGUGCACCUUGGGCACCUGGUUCGAGGUGACCAUCACGGUGCUGGCAAGUUCGGUGACCUUUGCCGAUAACCAAGGAUGCCAGGAGAUAGUGCAGAGCAUUCCAAGCACCGACGAGACCAAAGCAAUCCGAAUCGGCGCCGACUGCACCGGAGAUUGCCAAGGGAGCGUUUGGGACAGCUUUGAGGUGAGCGGUGGCCUGUAUGCGACCUUCAACGUGCCUCCGUCCACCAGCAUCCCCUCCAAUGCCGCGGGCUUCGUGGUGCAUGCCUGGAACGUCCUGGGCUUGCAGACCACGGGCCUGUACAUGCCGCUGGUCGACCACCGGGUCGCCGUGCGCGCAGCCCAGCCAACCCAAGUGACCGCGGGCUCAGCGACGACCUCGAGCCUGUCGUUGUCUUGGACCCGGGGUGCCCUCAACGACUGCAGCAGCGGCUUUGAGAGGUAUGAGGUCAUGGCACAGGGCUCCGCCGGAGGGUGGGUCGAGCCGGCUGGUUGCACGAUGCUUGUGAACGUGAACAUGGAAAGCUGCACGGCCACUCAGCUUGCCAGCGACAUGCCGUAUCAGUUCAGGGUCCGGGUGCUCUGCGUCUUGGAGGAGACGCAGAGUCUCUGGAGUGAGAUCUCUGAAGCAGCCAUGACACUUCCGAUGCCAGCAGUGGCUCCCUCGUCGGUCCGUUCACGUGUUCCGAGCUCGACUGGGUUGCUUGUCUCCUGGGAGACGGGCACCCUCAACGACUGCGAGUUCAGCGAGACCGUCGUCGAGGGGCAGCCGUCGGGAGGGGAGUGGUUCCAGCCAGAGGGCUGCACCGGCUUGACGAUGCUGAACACCUACACCUGCACGGCGGAGGCCCUGACCUCCGGAACAGAGUACGUCUUCCGGGUCAAGACCAACUGCGCCGACUCCUUGUCCUCGAGCCCCUACAGCGCCGUGAGCCUGCCGGUGGCCACCCUGGCGACUGCGCAGACGUGGGAGACCGAGCAGCGCCGAGUUCUCUCCGUGAGUAUGACUUCGAACAUCGACUACAACCAGGUGCAGUCGAACCCUGAGCUGCAGAAUGCUCUAGUGUCCAACAUCGUUACUGCCACGGCAACUCGGAUGGGCGUGGACCCGUCCCGGGUUCGAGUGGAGGUGUUGGCGGGCACAGCUCUGCCAUCCAGCCGAAGGCUCUCGGCUCUCGCGACAGUCUUCUCCGUGGUUGUGGACGGAGUCUCGGAGGAUACCUCUACUAAGGACAUCACCGAGAAUGUGGCCGCUGACGUCUCCACGGCAGUGGAGGUCGAAACAGGCACUGCUAGCGAGGUGCAGGUUUCCAGCGUGAAUCGGCUCGUAGCCGCCGUGCCCCCGGAGCGUGUCACCUGGACCAUGCUCAGCCCGGACAGCGUCCAGCUGCAUUGGAACGUGAGGCCUUUGAACGACUGCUCCUUCCUUGCCUGGCAGGUCCAUGCCCGUGCAGGAAGCAUUGAGCUCACGCCUCCCGGCUGCCAAGGGCUCGUGAACCUCUCAAGCACCUCGUGCAUCGCCAACGGCUUUGCUACUGGCAACACCUACACCUUCUCAGUGACACUUCUGUGUGCCGAUCCGGCCAUUAGCAGCGAGCCGUCGGAAGCGAGCGAGCCCUGGAUGGUAGGCUCGGUGCCGACCCUGGUGUCAGCCGAAUUCACGGCGGGCUACAGCACCCUGCUCCUGACAUUUGACGUGGUUGUGACAGCAGAACUGCUUACGCCAACCUCCUGCGCCGAUGCCUUCAACGCAGUCCUCGGCCAGAAGUUCGGCAGUGAGUUUUCCUGCAACGUUGCCGGGUCUCAGCUUGCAGUCACAUUGGGAAGCGGAGCCACCCUGGUGCUUGGAGACUCCAUCAGCUUGGUGACGGCGGCAGGCCUCGUAGCAGUCACAUCGAGUCUGCCGGUUGUCGAAGUCUCUGGCUUCCUGUCCGCCUCUCCUCCGGCUGUCUUACCGUGCGUGCCAGUGACGCUGCUCUUGCAGGCAUCGGGCUCUGCGGGCCGCGCGCUUCAGCUCGAGUGGUCUACGAGCUCCCAGUCACCAAACUUGGCCUCCGUGCUCGCGGCUGCCACGGCGGACUCCUCCACAUCUGUAGAGCUGUCGCCUGCAGUCUUGGCGAGCGUGCUGUCUGCGGCCCAGGUGCAGGACGGCCAGGGGCUCGAUCUUGAUGUGAGCGUUCAGGUGACAAAUUGGCUGGGUGACAGCAGCAUGAUGAGCACCUCUGUCAAACUGCUCAGCGACGGACAGCCCACAGCCAGCAUCAUGGCAGUUGGUCCAACUACGCUGACCCGAUCCCUUGACGAGGACGUCGAGCUUGAGGUAGCAACAGGCAUUGUGGCCCCCUGUAACCAGUCAGAGGAGGUCACUGGCACACCAGUUACCACCUGGCACUACAAGGCCAGUAGUUCUGCAUCAUGGACAACUCUCACUGAAGCAGGCUUGAUGGAUGCAUCUCCCUUGCCAAACAGGGUGCGGGUGGCAGCCUUCGGGCUCGCCCCGGGAGUUCAUGAGUUCCGGGCAACAGCAAGCCUGUCCUCGGAGGCGCAAGGAGCGCAAGAAGUGGUUUUCCAUGUCACGGUGGCCGACAUUCCCCCCCCGACCCUUGAGGUCACGGGGCCUCGAAGUGUUGGGGUUGGAUGUGACCUGCAACUGGCCACUUCAUGGACCGGCGUGGUCCACCCUAGUGCCACGAUCGUCUAUGCCUGGACGUGUCACCAACCAAGCAGUUGCAAUUCCACCAUCUCAAAUUUCGCCAGCGGAGGCGCAGGCAGUACCGAGGCAGGCCUCCAGCUCAGUGGGAGCGAGCUUGCCCUGGGAAGCUACAGAUUCCGUGUGACUAUGACGCAAUACAUCCCGGGCCAUUUCACGAUCUUCAGCGUUGCAGAGGUGACGAUUGCCGUGCAGUCGGGAGGCCCCCUGCCAGUCCAGAUCGCGACACCGUGGAGCCGCAUGGACCGGAUCUCCUUGCAGGCACCAGAGCUCAAAGUGCCAAUUGUGGCCACGAUUGGCAGCGAAGGUGGGUGCCAGGUCCCCAGCGGCGCCGCCUUCAAGUGGGUGCUGGCCAAAGAGGAAGCACCCCAGCAGAUCGUCAGCAUUUUGGACAGCACCACUACCGCAGGUGUAUCCCUUGCGGUGUCGACCACGGACUUCACCAGCACGGCCCUGGUGCCUUCGACCACCUACGUCUACGCCCUCCUGAGUGCCGCGAACGCGUCCCACCUCGCGUUGGGCGAGCAGUCCGGGUCCCUGCAAGAUGCGGCGAUCUACGGCCUCUCCGUCACACUGUCCUUGCCCUUCGUGGCAGACGCGCCGCCCUCCUCGGGUCGUGCGGUCGUUAGCCCAGAGAUUGGGGAGGCUCUGAAGAGCAAGUUCCGCCUGGCGACAGAGGAGUGGUCGGACGAGGACGCAUCGACGCUGGACUACGCGUUCUACAUCUUCCCUCUCGGCGACACCUACACAGUGUCGGAAGGUUCGGACGGAACCCUUCAGUCAACGCCGACCUUCGAGAUGCCAACGAUUGAAUGGAGCGAUCCCUCCAGCCCGCAGUACUGGACCAAGUUCAGUGGACUGCUGAUUAGUGUCUGGGGAUCCUCAGCCAGCAUCUCCGGAUUGGACCUGGCAAGCGGCACCUACUACACAGUUGCCCGCGCCAGGGACCACCUGGGCGGUGUGGCUUCCACGGCGGUUUUAGGCCCCUGGGUGCGGCAGCCCUCCACGCUGUCCACGGCCGACCUGACCAACGCCCUGGCAGCUGUGCAGCAGUCCAGCGAUCCAAACAAGAUCUUGUCAUCGCUCAAUGCCGUCACGGAGAUGUCAGGUGCAGUCAACGACACCAGCGCAGAAGCGAAGCGGGAGGUCACCAACCUGGCCCUCUCUGCGUUGGAGAGCGUAACUUCCAUUGUGGAGGCGACCGAAGAGAGCUUGCAGCAGUUAGGCGAGAGCGUGAAGAAGGUCGUGGUCUCCACCGGAGGGGCGGCUGAUGAGUCCGCGCUGACGCGCGCGGCCGACGUGCUUGGAAGCUGUCUUGACUUGGCGCUGAACGCGAGCGAGACCGGCGUGUCCUCGUCCGCGGGCACCUCCAUCCUCGCAAGCAUCGUGACAAUCGGGAAGAGCUCCGGGGACGCUUUGGAGGACGACGGGGCGACGUGGCUGGUUGGUGGCUUAAGUGUGUCCAGCAACUCCAGUUUCGAGCAGGCGCGCGGAAUGGCCAAGGUGAAGAAGCAGAACUUGAAGAAGAAAGCCAACCAGGGAAAGUCUGCCACCAAGGGCAAGCCCGGCAAAAGUCAAGGUGCGGGGGGAGGUGGAACCGGAGUCCCGACCAACAAGAAAUUCGGGCAGCACCUGCUUCGCAACCCCGGAAUCGUUGACAAGAUCCUGGCUGCUGCGGACCUCAAGCCGAGUGACACCGCCUUUGAGAUCGGUCCUGGAACAGGCAACCUUACGCUCAAGCUGGUCGAGAGCUGCAAGAAGGUCAUCGCCUGUGAGAUCGACCCGCGCAUGGCCGCAGAGGUCCGCAAGCGGAUCGCCUCCACGGGCCGCACCAACCUGGAGGUCAAAGAAAACGACGUCCUGCGAGAGAAGUGGCCCAUCUUCGAUGUCUGCGUGGCAAACUUGCCCUAUCAGAUAUCCUCACCAUUCACUUUCAAGCUGCUGGCACAUCGCCCCGCCUUCCGGUGUGCCGUACUCAUGUUCCAGAAAGAGUUUGCCGAGCGAUUGAUCGCCAAAGUCGGUGAGUCUCAGUACGGACGCCUCGCCGUCAACACCAGCUUGUUUGUAAAGGUUACCUGCGUCUGCAAGGUUGGGCGAAUGAACUUCACGCCACCUCCUGAAGUAGACUCGAUGGUCGUGAAGAUCGUGCCGAGAUUUCCGCCGAUCGAAGUCGACUUUCGAGAAUGGGAUGGCUUAAUGCGGAUUUGUUUUGGGCGAAAGCGUAAGACCCUGCGAUCGUCAUUUUGCAUGUCCUACACGUUAAAGACGCUGGAGGACAACUACACCACCUGGUGUGCAUUAACAGGCUGCAAGCCGGACAGGAGAAACAUGAAGGACAAAGUGGUGGAAGUCUUGGCAGCCUUGAAAUUGUCUGACAAGCGUGCCAUCAAGAUUGACUUAGACACCUACUUCAAGCUUCUCCUGGAGUUCAACACGCGCGGCAUCCAUUUCACGAACGUCAACGUGGGUACGAAGAUUGGUGAGUCCGAUGCGCCGCAGCUGCCAGAUGAUCUCUUCAUGGAUGAGGACAAUGAAGACGGUGAUGAGGACAUGGAGCAAUGA
Molecule: messenger RNA, 13605 nt
Organism: Symbiodinium natans
Lineage: Eukaryota; Dinophyceae; Suessiales; Symbiodiniaceae
Source: the annotation of a GenBank genome assembly